Ochotona curzoniae (black-lipped pika) is the source of this 7123-nucleotide messenger RNA. It is a transcript of the gene MED12L, whose product is annotated as mediator complex subunit 12L. The record is from RefSeq and is a predicted model, not a curated record. Gene Ontology annotation, molecular function: beta-catenin binding; transcription coactivator activity. Gene Ontology annotation, cellular component: mediator complex. Lineage: Eukaryota; Metazoa; Chordata; Mammalia; Lagomorpha; Ochotonidae. Gene Ontology annotation, biological process: regulation of transcription by RNA polymerase II. Bases 121 to 6645 code for a protein of 2174 amino acids. The transcript is spliced from 44 exons.
GCAGCGCCACAGCGAGCGAGCGAGCGAGCGAGAAGGAGUCUGUCUGCAAAGUGCUGCUCCCUGGUGCUCAGAGGCGGCUGCUCCAACUCCCAUUCAUUUCGCCGGUUAACAUGAGAGAUCAUGGCCGCCUUCGGGCUUCUCAGCUAUGAGCGGAGACCGCUGAAGCGCCCCCGGCUCGGGCCGCCCGACGUCUACCCGCAGGACCCCAAGCAAAAGGAGGAUGAACUCACUGCUGUGAAUGUAAAGCAAGGCUUCAACAACCAGCCAGCCUUCAGUGGAGAUGAACAUGGCUCAGCCAGGAAUAUUGUAAUUAACCCGUCAAAGAUUGGAGCGUAUUUCAGCAGCAUAUUAGCUGAGAAACUAAAGCUUAACACUUUCCAAGACACCGGAAAGAAGAAACCACAAGUUAAUGCUAAGGAUAACUAUUGGCUGGUUACUCCUCGGUCCCAGAGUGCAAUUCAUAGCUGGUUCUCUGACUUAGCAGGAAGUAAACCACUUGCCAUCUUGGCAAAAAAGGUUCCCAUCCUUAGUAAAAAAGAAGAUGUUUUUGCAUACUUAGCUAAAUAUUCAGUGCCAAUGGUUCGAGCAACGUGGCUGAUCAAGAUGACGUGUGCCUAUUGUUCUGCCAUCUCUGAAGCUAAAAUCAAGAAGCGCCAGGCUCCCGAUCCCAAUUUGGAGUGGACUCAGAUUUCUACCAGGUAUCUCCGAGAACAGUUGGCCAAGAUUUCCGACUUUUACCACAUGGCCCCCAGUACGAGCGAUGGCCAUGUGCCAAUGCCCCCGGACGUGGAGCAGGCAAUGAAGCAAUGGGAAUACAAUGAGAAGCUGGCGUUUCACAUGUUCCAGGAAGGAAUGCUGGAGAAACAUGAAUACCUGACGUGGAUCCUGGAUGUUUUAGAAAAGACCAGGCCAAUGGACGAUGAGUUCCUUAAGCUCUUGCUGCCAUUGAUGCUGCAGUAUUCAGAUGAGUUUGUACAGUCGGCCUACCUGUCCCGCCGCCUCGCCUACUUCUGUGCCCGGCGUCUCUCCUUGCUGCUCAGCGACAGCCCCAGUCUGCUGGCUGCCCACUCCCCUCACAUGAUGAUUGGACCGAACAGCUCGAGUAUCGGGGCCCCGAGCCCGGGCCCCCCCGGCCCUGGCAUGAGCCCCGUUCAGCUGGCCUUCUCGGAUUAUCUUUCCUGUGCGCAGCAUGGUCCCCUGGUUUAUGGACUUAGUUGUAUGUUGCAGAUUGUCACUCUGUGUUGCCCAAGUGCCUUGGUGUGGAAUUACUCCACGAAUGAAAACAAGAGCGCCAACCCAGGUUCACCCCUGGAUCUGCUACAGGUGGCCCCCUCGAGCCUCCCCAUGCCGGGGGGGAACACAGCCUUCAAUCAGCAGGUUCGGGCAAGGAUUUAUGAGGCAGAGCAGCAGAUUAAACAAAGAGGCCGUGCGGUGGAAGUGCGGUGGUCUUUUGACAAGUGCCAAGAGUCAACAGCAGGGGUGACUAUUAGUCGGGUUUUGCACACACUGGAAGUCUUGGAUCGUCACUGUUUUGACCGGACGGACUCCAGCAAUUCAAUGGAGACACUUUAUCAUAAGAUCUUCUGGGCAAACCAAAGCAAAGAUAGCCAAGAGGUUGCCCCCAACGACGAGGCUGUGGUGACGCUGCUGUGUGAGUGGGCUGUGAGCUGCAAGCGCUCAGGCAAACACAGGGCCAUGGCAGUGGCCAAACUCCUGGAGAAGAGGCAAGCCGAAAUUGAGGCCGAGAGAUGUGGAGACUCUGAAGUCCUAGAUGAAAAGGAAUCCAUUUCUUCAGCCUCUCUUGCUGGUUCUAGUUUGCCUGUUUUCCAGAAUGUUCUCCUUAGGUUUUUGGAUACACAGGCACCCUCGUUGUCCGAUCCCAACAGUGAAUGUGAAAAGGUGGAGUUUGUGAACCUGGUGCUGCUCUUCUGUGAGUUCAUCCGCCACGACGUCUUCUCCCACGACGCGUAUAUGUGCACACUCAUCUCGCGGGGAGACCUGUCCGUCAGCGCCUCCACCCGGCCACGGUCACCCGCGGGGGAAAAUGUGGAUGAACACUACACGAAGGACCAUGAUGUGAAAAUGGAGGAACAGAGUAUCAUGGCGCACAUGGGCCUUGACUCAGGAACCACUAACAUUUUUGAUGAAGUAGACAAGAAUGACUUUAAAACUGACUUUGGUUCGGAAUUUCCAAUCUUUUCUCCGAUGCCUGGAGACACCUGUGAGAAUGCUAACCCUUCCCUGGGCAGAAGAAUGUCAGUUAACGGUGACAAGUUGGCGAAGAGGGAAAAACCGAGGGAAUUAAUCUUUCCAUCUAAUUAUGACCUCCUGCGUCACCUGCAGUAUGCAACACAUUUUCCUAUACCUCUGGAUGAAUCUUCAAGUCAUGAAUGUAACCAGCGCACAAUCCUCCUCUAUGGGGUCGGCAAAGAGCGUGAUGAAGCAAGGCAUCAGCUGAAGAAGAUUACCAAAGAUAUCCUGAAAAUCCUCAAUAAGAAGAGCACCACGGAGACGGGGGGUGGGGAUGAAGGACAAAAAGCCAGGAAGAACAGGCAAGAAGCUUUUCCAACACUGGAGACUGUGUUCACAAAACUCCAACUCCUCUCAUACUUCGACCAGCAUCAGGUCACGACUCAGAUCUCUAACAAUGUGCUAGAACAAAUUACAAGCUUUGCAUCGGGGACGUCUUACCAUCUCCCCUUGGCUCACCAUAUUCAACUCAUCUUUGAUCUCAUGGAGCCAGCACUGAACAUCAAUGGGCUCAUUGAUUUUGCAAUACAGUUGCUAAAUGAACUGAGUGUUGUGGAAGCCGAGCUGCUCCUCAAGUCCUCCAGCCUGGCAGGCAACUACACCACGGGUCUGUGCGUCUGCAUCGUGGCCGUUCUCAGGCGGUACCACAGUUGUCUGAUCCUGAACCCCGACCAGACGGCCCAGGUGUUUGAAGGGUUGUGUGGUGUGGUGAAACAUGUUGUGAAUCCCUCAGAAUGUUCUUCCCCUGAGAGAUGCAUCCUAGCCUACCUCUAUGAUCUCUAUGUGUCCUGCAGUCACCUCAGAAGCAAAUUCGGAGACCUCUUCAGUAGUGCCUGUUCAAAAGUAAAGCAGACCAUAUAUACGAACGUGGUACCUGCAAACUCUAACUUGCGAUGGGAUCCAAAUUUCAUGAUGACUUUUAUUGAGAAUCCCUCAGCGCGCAGCAUCAACUACUCAAUGCUAGGCAAGAUCCUUAGCAACAACGCGGCCAACCGCUACAGCUUUGUCUGCAAUACACUCAUGAAUGUAUGUAUGGGCCAUCAGGAUGCUGGAAGGAUCAACGACAUAGCCAAUUUCUCCUCGGAGCUGACGGCCUGCUGCACGGUGCUCAGCUCGGAGUGGCUGGGAGUCCUGAAGGCUCUCUGUUGCUCGUCAAAUCACGUGUGGGGGUUCAAUGAUGUGCUGUGCACCGUGGAUGUGAGUGACCUUUCAUUCCAUGAUUCAUUAGCUACUUUCAUUGCUAUUCUGAUAGCACGACAGUGUUUUUCCCUCGAGGACGUCGUGCAGCACGUCGCACUCCCCUCUCUCCUGGCCGCAGCCUGUGGGGAUGCAGAUGCUGAGCCCGGGGCGAGGAUGACCUGUCGACUCCUGCUCCACCUCUUCCAGACUCCCCAGGCCUACUUCCUCCCUCAGUCCGCAGGCAAACCUUUUCCCGGAAUAAGGUCAUCCUGUGAUAGACACCUCUUAGCCGCUGCUCAUAAUAGCAUCGAAGUGGGAGCCGUGUUUGCUGUGUUAAAAGCAAUUAUGAUGCUUGGCGAUGCCAAAAUUGGCAGUAACAAUGUCAGCUCCUUAAAGAAUGAUGACUUCAACAUACGGGGUUUGCGUCGGGAUGGCAAUGCUGAUGACAUCUGGCCUGCCUCACAGAAUUCCAAAUCCUGCGGGAAAAGCAUUUCCAUAGAAACUGCCAACUUAAGAGAAUAUGCUAGAUAUGUUCUGAGGACAAUCUGUCAACAGGAAUGGGUGGGAGAACAUUGCUUGAAAGAACCUGAGAGACUAUGCACGGACAAAGAACUUAUACUGGACCCCGUGCUUUCCAACGUGCAAGCACAGAAAUUACUGCAGCUGAUCUGCUAUCCUCAUGGCAUCAAAGAGUGUGCCGAGGGGGACAACCUGCAAAGACAACACAUCAAGCGCAUCCUUCAGAAUCUGGAGCAGUGGACGCUGAGACAGUCCUGGCUGGAGCUUCAGCUGAUGAUCAAACAGUGCCUGAAGGACCCUGGCUCCGGAUCCGUGGCCGAGAUGAACAACCUGCUGGACAACAUCGCAAAGGCCACGAUAGAGGUGUUCCAGCAGUCUGCUGAGCUGAAUAACAACUCUGCCAAUCCCGGCUUGAGCCUCUUCAACCCCAGCAGCAUUGGCAGUGCAGAUACAAGCAGCACGCAUCAGAAUGGAAUCAAGACGUUUCUAAGUUCCUCUGAACGCAGGGGUGUGUGGCUGGUGGCUCCCCUGAUCGCCCGGCUGCCCACCUCUGUGCAAGGAAGAGUGUUGAAAGCUGCUGGGGAAGAAUUGGAGAAGGGGCAGCAUUUGGGCUCUUCUUCGAAAAAGGAAAGAGACCGACAAAAACAGAAAAGCAUGUCCCUUUUGAGCCAACAACCUUUCCUCUCACUGGUACUUACCUGCCUUAAGGGACAAGAUGAACAGCGGGAAGGCCUCUUAACAUCUCUCCAGAACCAAGUUAACCAGAUUUUAAGUAACUGGAGAGAGGAGCGCUACCAGGAUGACGUCAAAGCACGGCAGAUGAUGCACGAAGCGUUACAGUUGCGCCUGAAUUUGGUGGGAGGAAUGUUUGACACGGUGCAGAGGAGCACGCAGUGGACCACAGACUGGGCUCUCCUGCUCCUGCAGAUAAUCACUUCGGGAACUGUUGACAUGCACACCAACAAUGAACUGUUCACAACAGUUCUCGACAUGCUGGGUGUUCUAAUCAAUGGAACCUUAGCCUCUGACUUAUCCAACGUAUCCCCAGGGGGCUCGGAAGAGAACAAGCGUGCAUACAUGAAUUUAGUCAAGAAGCUGCAGAAGGAGCUAGGAGAAAAGCGCUCGGAAAGCAUUGACAAAGUUCGACAGUUGCUCCCUUUGCCGAAGCAGACGUGUGACGUCAUCACGUGUGAACCUAUGGGCUCCUUGAUCGACACAAAGGGAAACAAGAUCGCUGGAUUUGACUCCAUAGACAAAAAACAGGGUCUCCAGGUCUCCACAAAGCAGAAGGUGUCCCCGUGGGACUUGUUUGAGGGUCAGAGGAACCCCGCUCCUCUGUCCUGGGCCUGGUUCGGAACUGUCCGAGCGGACCGGAAGGUGGUCAAGUACGAGGAACAACGUCACCUCCUCUUGUACCACACACACCCCAGGCCCAAGCCCCGAAGCUACUACCUCGAGCCGCUGCCCCUGCCUCCCGAGGAGGAAGAGGAAGAGCCCACAUCUCCAGUUUCUCAGGAACCAGAGAGAAAAUCAGCUGAGCUGUCAGAUCAGGGAAAGACUGCCACAGACGAAGAGAAGAAAACAAAAGGGAGGAAGCGGAAGAGCAAGUCGAGCUCAAGAGUUGAUGAGUAUCCACAGAGCAACAUAUACCGAGUGCCUCCGAAUUACUCUCCGCUUUCCUCCCAAGCGAUGCACCAUCCACCGUCCACCCUGUGGAGCUACAACCUCAUGGGCCAGCCCCAGCAGCCCAGCUUUUUCCUUCAGAACCAGUCUCUCAGUGCAGGUGGCUCCAGGUUGGACCCUGCGGGCUCCUUCGUCCCCUCCAAUACCAAACAGGCUCUGUCCAACAUGCUGCAGAGGCGCUCCGGCGCCGUGAUGCAGCCGCCCUCCCUGCACACCAUCACUUCGCAGCAGCAGCUCCUACAGAUGAAACUCCUGCAGCAGCAACAGCGCCUCCUCAGGCAAGCGCAGACUCGGCCUUUCCAACAGGGCCAGCCCGGGGACCAGGCUGCUCUCUUUGCUGCACAAGCACGGCCCGCCCUUCAACUCCCGCAGUAUCCAGGGCUGCAGCAAACACAGACGCUGCCUCAGGGCUAUACGAUGUAUGGAACACAGAUGACGUUGCAGCAGACCGCACAGCAGCAAGCCAGCAGCAUGGUCCUGUCUCCUGGUUACAACUCCCGGACCUACCCGGCCACACACUCCAACCCCGCACUGAUGGAAAGACUGCGCCAGAUUCAACAGCAACCCAGCGGCUAUGUGCAGCAGCAAGCCUCGCCCUACCUGCAGCCCCUGGCUGGCUCUCAGAGACUGAACCACCAGGCUCUACAGCAGAGCCCUCUGGUGGGCGGAGGAAUGGACGCUGUACUGACCUCCACACACCCUGCCCUUCCCUCAGUACCCCUGCCUCAGGACCCCAUGAGACCCAGGCAGCCACAAGUUCGACAGCAGCAAAGACUCCUCCAGAUGCAGCAGCCCCAGCAAGCCCCACAGCCCCAGCCACCUGCACAGCCCCAGAGCCAGCCCCUGGGACUCCAAGCAAUGCAGCCCCAGCAACCACUGUUCCCCAGGCAAGGCUUGCAGCAGACCCAGCAGCAGCAGCAGACGGCAGCCCUGGUGCGGCAGCUCCAGAAGCAGCUCUCUAGUAAUCAGCCACAGCAAGGAGCAACUCCCUACGGGCAUCCUUCACAUUUCUGAAUGUGGAAGAGGAGAAACAUGAAAUUUUAUGUUUGCACUGAAAAAAAUGGAAAGUCAAAUUUGAUGUAUUAGUCAUUCUUAGAAAUGUCUGUUCUUUUAUGCUACAUCUCACACAAGGUGUCUAGACAAAAGAUGGGAGGGGGAGUUGUCGUUUAGUUUUGUCACACUCAGAUUUAAAGUAGGCUAAGUAAUGGGGGUCGUAUAGGCCUCUGCCAGGAAGAAUGUGGUAGCAGAAAAUUGGUGCUUCUCUUGAAUCCCAUAUUUAUAGAAAGAAGAUGAUGAUGGAUUUAAAUAUUUGUAUGUUCGGUAAUGAUGGUGUUUGUUUCUUCCAAACUUUGCUGGACCAAGCUACUGAUUUGAAAGGCACACUGGAUCUCAAAAGAAGGGUGACUUGUCUGGACUGCAUUGACCUGAGAUGGUGAAGUGGACUUUUAGCUGCAACACUCUAUUUUGAAAUGUUUCAUAUGCACUUUAUCAA